GUGCCAUCUGGCUGUUCGGAUAUCCUAUAGAUCUUAAGCGAUGUGCUUGAGAAGCCAGCACGGACCUCAUGCAUGAUUUCUUUGGGAUACAUUUCCGCUUGCCUUUUGCGUUUUUGCUAAAUUUGGGGUUGAUGUCUAAUUGUCCAUAUAGCAGUGUUGGAGAUCAUCGCCUAUAACGGCAGAAUACGGUCAUUUAAAGGCGUUGGCCAUCACAUUGCACCGGAUGUCAGUACACGCACCUAAAUCUCGAGAAGGUAUGUAGAUAUGCCUUUUUCUCCAUAAUGAAAUUGUUAAUACAGAAAUGCAAAAUUGUGUGCUUAGGCUAUCAUUCUUUACAUAGGUUAUUUUGUAAACAAAUUAGUGCACAGCCUUGGAAAGUGUAGGCUUAGUCCUUUUUCAUUAGUCAUGAGCUGCUUUGAGGAAUUGAACCGUUCGUUACCUUCUCUUGCGUUCGUUUUCUUUAUGCCUAUCUGCCAUCACUUCUGGCUGAAUUCAUAUCACCAUAGUUAUGCAUUUUUCGAAGACAAUUAACUCAGACAAUGAUUAGACAAUUUCAUCACGUAUUCACCCUUACUCUCUCCCGCUGCUCUCUCUUCCUAAGAAGCAGUGAACUUAUAUUAUGUGAGCAUGCAUGACAGAUGGCAAUAAUGUAGCCAGACAGUAGCCUACAUAGACUCAGUGGAAGUUAACUUGCAGUAGAACGUUGUUAGAAUAUGAUGGGUGGCAUAUAGGAAGGGACUGGAUGCAGCCUAUAAAAUGUGUCUAUAAAGUGUUUAGAGACUAUUUUAAUAAUAUUUUCUCUAUAUGCUUUUGUAUAAACUGUUAACCACAUACUUUUCCCUGUUCAGUGAACCACUCUUUGAAAAUCCCCCAUGCGCCAUGUGUGAGCGCAAAUAAGAGGCUAGUUCAUAGGUGCAAGUUUCGUUUUAAGCGAUGCCCCUGUGAAUGUGGGUCGCCCGGCGUUUGGAUUUACAUCUAAGCUCGUAGAGCAAUUGGAUUUAAGCCUCUUGACCGCACCGCUCAAAACCUGCUGACACACGCGCCCCGUGUCUUUGUGUGCUCUCAUGCCCGUUUCCACGGGCGACCGGGCCUAUUCACCCUUUGCAUUUUUUUUCUUUCUCCCCAUCCUCCCAUUUCCUCUUCCGUUGUGAAAACGAAACUAAACCCCAUUGUCAGUGAAUGUGUUUUUUUUUUCAGGGUCCCCCAAACUGCCCACAUUGACUCGGUACCGGUACCCCCUGGAUAUAGCCUCAUUAUUGUUAUUGUAUUGUGUUACUUUUUUAUUUUUUUACUUUAGUUUAUUUAGUAAAUAUUUUCUUAACUCUAUUUUCUUAAAACUGCAUUGUUGGUUAAGGGCUUGUAAGUAAGGCCAUUUCACUGUAAGGUCUACACCUGUUGUAUUGUGCAUAUGUGACAAAUACAGUAGAGACCAAAGGAAUUUCCAGAGUUAGCCAUCCCUGAGACAGGGUGUGGUAACUCGUAUGUCUAAAGUUUAGUAAAAAUGAUAGUUACAAGGGGACCUUUUGUAAAAGGGCAUUAUAAAUGAAAACAUUACAAUGUACACUACAUGGCCAAAAGUAUGUGGACACCUGCUCGUCGAACAUCUCAUUCCAAAAUCAUGAGCAUUAAUAUGGAGCUGGUCCCCACUUUGCUGCUACAACAGCCUCCACUCUUCUGGGAAGUCUUUCCAGCAAUGUUGGAACAUUGCUGUAGGGACUUGCUUCCAUUCAGCCACAAGAGCAUUAGUGAGGUCGGGCACUGAUGUUGGACGAUUAGGCCUGGCUCGCAGUCGGUGUUCCAAUUCAUCCCAAAGGUGUUCGAUGGGGUUGAGAUCAGGGCUCUGUGCAGGCCAGUCAAGUUCUUCCAUAACGAUCUCGACAAACCAUUUCUGUAUGGACCUCACUUUGUGCAUGGUGGCAUUGUCAUGCUGAAACAGGAAAGGGCCUUCCCCAAACUGUUGCCACAAAGUUGGAUGCACAGAAUCGUCUAGAAUGUCAUUGUUUAUUGGAACUAAGGGGCCUAGCCCUAACCAUGAAAAACAGCCCCAGACCAUUAUUCCUCCGCCACCAAAUUUUACAGUUGGCACUAUGCAUUGGGGCAGGUAGCGUUGUCCUGGCCUCCACCAAACUCAGAUUCGUCCGUCGGACUGCCAGAUGGUGAAGCGUCAUUCAUCACUCCAGAGAAUGCGUUUCCACUGCUCCAGAGUCCAAUGGCGGCAAGCUUUACUCCACUCCAGCCGACGCUUAGCAUUGCGCAUGGUGAUCUUAGGCUUGUGUGCGGCUGCUCGGCCAUGGAAACCCAUUUCAUGACGCUCCCGACGAACAGUUCUUGUGCUGACGUUGCUUCCAGAGGCAGUUUGGAAAUCGGUAGUGAGUAUUGCAACCGAGGACAGACAAUUUUUACACGCUACGCGCUUCAGCACUCAGCGGUCCCGUUCUGUGAGCUUGUGGCUGAGCCGUUGUUGCUCCUAGACGUUUCCACUUAACAGUAACAGCACUUACAGUUGACUGGGGCAGAUCUAGCAGAGCAGAAAUGUUAUGAACUAACUUGUUGAAAAGGUGGCAUCCUAUGACGGUGUCACGUUGAAAGUCACUGAGCUCUUCAGUAAGCCCAUUUUACUGCCAAUGUUUGUCUAUUGGAGAUUGCAUGGCUGUGUGCUCGAUUUUAUACACCUGUCAGCAACAGGUGUGGGUGAAAGAGCCGAAUCCGCUAAUUUGUAUAUACAGUUGAAGUCGGAAGUUUACAUACACCUUAGCCAAAUACAUUUAAACUCAGUUUUUCACAAUUCCUGACAUUUAAUCCUAGUAAAAAUUCCCUGUCUUAGGUCAGUUAGGAUUACCACUUUAUUUUAAGAAUGUGAAAUGUCAGAAUAAUAGAGAGAAUUAUUUAUUUCAGCUUUUGUUUCUUUCAUCACAUUCCCAGUGGGUCAGAAGUUUACAUACACUCAAUUAGUAUUUGGUAGCAUUGCCUUUAAAUUGUUUAACUUGGGUCAAACGUUUCGGGUAGCCUUCCACAAGCUUCCCACAAUAAGUUGGGUGAAUUUUGUCCCAUUCCUCCUGACAGAGCUGGUGUAACUGAGUCAGAUUUGUAGGCCUCCUUGCUCGCACACGCUUUUCAGUUCUGCCCACAAAUGUUCUAUAGGAUUGAGGUCAGGGCUUUGUGAUGGCCACUUCAAUACUUUGACUUUGUUGUCCUUAAGCCAUUUUGCCACAACUUUGGAAGUAUGCUUGGGGUCAUUUGGAAGACCAUUUGCGACCAAGCUUUAACUUCCUGACUGAUGUCUUGAGAUGUUGCUUCAAUAUAUCCACAUAAUUUUCCUUCCUCAUGAUGCCAUCUAUUUUGUGAAGUGCACCAGUCCCUCCUGCAGCAAAGCACCCCCACAGCAUGAUGCUGCCACCCCCGUGCUUCACGGUUGGGAUUUCUCCAAAAAGUACAAUCUUUGUCCCCAUGUGCAGUUGCAAACCGUAGUCUGGCUUUUUUAUGGCGGUUUUGGAGCAGUGGCUUCUUCCAUGCUGAGCGGCCUUUCAGGUUAUGUCGAUAGAGGACUCGUUUUACUGUGGAUAUAGAUACUUUUGUACCUGUUUCCUCCAGCAUCUUCACAAGGUCCUUUGCUGUUGUUCUGGCAUCUUCACAAGGACCUUUGCUGUUGUUCUGGGAUUGAUUUGCACUUUUCGCACCAAAGUACGUUCAUCUCUAGGAGACAGAACGCGUCUCCUUCCUGAGCGGUAUGACGGCUGCGUGGUCCCAUAGUUUUUAUACUUGCGUACUGUUGUUUGUACAGAUGAACGUGGUACCUUCAGGCGUUUGGAAAUUGCUCCCAAGGAUCUUUUGAUUUUCCCAUGAUGUCAAGCAAAGAUGCACUGAGUUUGAAGGUAGGGCUUGAAAUACAUCCACAGGUACUCCUCCAAUUGACUCAAAUGAUGUCAAUUAGCCUAUCAGAAGCUUCUAAAGCCAUGACAUCAUUUUCUGGAAUUUUCCAAGCUGUUUAAAGGCACAGUCAACUUAGUGUAUGUAAACUUCUGACCCACUGGAAUUUUGAUAAAGUGAAUUAUAAGUGAAAUAAUCUGUCUGUAAAAAAUUGUUGGAAAAUUACUUGUGUCAUGCACAAAGUAGAUGUCCUAACCGACUUAUCAAAACUAUAAGUUUGUUAACAAGAAAUUUGUGAAGUGGUUGAAAAACGAGUUUGAAUGACUCCAACCUACGUGUAUGUAAACUUCCGACUUCAAUUGUAUAGUGUAUCAGCCUACAUGACAUCAAAGAGGGUCAACCAACUUUCUGGUAGAGAAUGCAGUGAUGAGUACUAAAAGUAUCUUACUUAUGUACUGUAUGUUGUUCUCUAUGAUCUUUUAUACAUCAACUCAAAUAAGGCUUUUUAAAUCAGUUUUUAUAGUGAACAAAAAUAUAAACGCAACAUGCAACAUUAGGCCCUAAUCUAUGGAUUUCACAUGACUGGGAAUACAGAUAUGUAUCUGUUGGUUACAGAUACCUUUAAAAAAUGGGCCUCACAAUGGGCAUCAGGAUCUGAACAUUCAAUUCUCUGCUAACAGCUCUGGUGGACAUUCCUGCAGUCAGGAUGCCAAUUGCACGCUCCCUCAAAACUUGACACAAUCUGUGGCAUUGUGUUGUGUGGGCGGCAGGUAGCGUAGUGGUUAAGAGCGUUGUGCCAGUAACCGAAAGGUCGCUGGUUCUAAUCCCCGAGCUGACUAGGUGAAAAACCUGUCGAUGUGCCCUUGAGCAAGGCACUUAACCCUAAUUGCUCUGGAUAAGAGCGUCUGCUAAAUGACCAAAUUAUUUAUUUGUGUGACAAAACUGUACAUUUUAGAGUGGCCGUUCAUUGUCCCCAGCACAAGGUGCACCUGUGUAGUGAUCAUGCUCUUUAAUCAGCUUCUUGAUAUGCCUCACCUGUCAGGUGGAUGGAUUAUCUUGGCAAAGGAGAAAUGCUCACUAACAGGGAUGUAAAAAAUGUGUGCACAAAAUUUGAGAGAAAUAAGCUUUUUGUGCAUAUGGAACAUUUCUGGGAUCUUUUAUUUCAGCUCAUGAAACAUGAGACCAACACUUUACAUCUUGUCUUAGAACAUGUGUUUGGGAGGGAUGGGUAACCACAGAGACCUACUGACAUGUGUGUGGAGAGAGAACUCUUAUGAGCAUAAAUCCCUCAUCUCUUAUCCUCUGUAAUUAACUUAAACUGCUGUCACUGUGGCGACCGGCCGGUUCACUGGCAUACAAGUCUCUCACAGGUCUCUAAUGCAUGUUAGCUUUAGCAGCAGCUAGUGCCUCAAAAAGUGACAGCUGUGUAGGGGGGUGGGGAGGUACCCAUCCUAAUUAAUGGUAGGGGAAAUACUGAUCAGUUGUUCAGUCCUUUUUUAGAUCUGUGCAAUUAGUGUGAGGCUGGAAAUAACCCCUGCACUAACAGUUUACACCAGGGAAUGUUCUUACGUAUAGGUGAUCCAUGUGCAGAGUUUGGCAAACUCAGAUUUUGAACUUGAUGGGCAUCAUGUUAAAAGGAUACUUCGGGAUUUUGGCCAUUUUUAUGACUCUGUGUCCAGUAUGAAGGAAGUUACAGGUAGUUUCGCGAGCCAAUGCUAACUAGCGUUAGCGCAAUGACUGGAAGUCUAUGGUAUCUGCUAGCAUACAGUACCAGUCAUUGCGCUAACGCUAGUUAAAAAUUGCGCUAGUGCUAGUUAGCAACUUCCUUCAAACUGCAUGCAGGGAAAUACAAAUGGUAUCCACGAGUUCAUCUGACUCUGGGGAAGUAGAAAAAGCUGUCAUCAAGGCAAAGGGUGGCUACUUUGAACAUUCUCAAAUAUAAAAUAUAUUUGGAUUUGUUUAACACUUUUUUGGUUACUACAUGAUUCCAUAUGUGUUUUUUCAUAGUUUUGAUAUCUUCACUAUUAUUCUACAAUGUAGAAAAUAGUAAAAAUAAAGCAAAACCCUGGAAUGAGUAGGUGUGUCCAAACUUUUGACUCGUACUGUAUCCUCUGUAGCUCAAUUGGUAGAGCACGGCGCUUGUAAUGCCAGGGUAGUGGGUUCGAUCCCCGGGACAACCCAUACGUAAAAAUGUAUGCACACAUGACUGUAAGUCGCUUUGGAUAAAAGCGUCUGCUAAAUGGCAUAUUUAUUUAUUUAUAUAUAUAUUGUAUUUUUUUGCAAUUUGUAUGAUAUAUUACAAAUCCAAUUUGUACAAUAUGUUAUGAAUUUGUUGUGCUUAAAUCGUUAACUUAGCACCAACAUUACAUUAAGGUUUUCAAUUAUCUAAAGAGGUUUAAGGCAUCCGCAUGCUUCCCAGCCGAAACAGUUCGGUAGAGUUUGUGCAUAUAUUAUGACGACAUUUUGUGACGUUUUUUGGACUUCGUUGAGGGCUUUUUCGGCUGUUCGGGCACACACAUAUUUUUCUUGAGGCAAGCCGGAGUUAGGAGUCGAAGUCUAAACCCCUUCGUCAGUGAUUGGUCAAAACUAGGGAUUCUUCAAUAAAGUCUUUGUUGUCAUUCAACAAGAGACGACUCGUGUUCAUGCACAUUCUUUCAUUGAAAAAUACUAAUUAGAUGUAAGAUCUCUUUGGCAAAAACGUCACAAUUAAUGACAGAUUUCUUUAAUUAUCUUUGAUUAAUUCUGACUAUUUUGAGUACUGACUACGGAGUCUCAAAAUGGACAAAAUGGCUAUGCACCAGCCGAACUGAAGCAUGCUGACACCUUUACUUGUCUAGCCUUCUUUACUCUAAUACACGUGUUCCUUUUCCAUAUGAACUAGUCUAUGUAAUAAAGUUUCUCCUCUUUCUCUCACUGCAGCAUAAGCAGGAUCAAAUCCAGACACAGCCAUGGAAGCUGUCACCCACUUUAUGAAUGACACGGUAGAGUUCUACAGAUGGAGCCUUACUAUAGCAGGUGAGUUAGCGCUGAUCUCUCUCACAUAGCAGGGACAGUCUGCUAAUCUAACCACACUCACAAGCACAAACUCAGGUACACGUGUGUGUGUGUUUGUGUGUGUGUGUGCGUGUGUGCAAUACAAUACACUAUUAGAGCAAUACGGAGCACUAUAAUUGAGUAUAUCCUCCAGACACCAUUGGUGCAACAUUAUGUAGUCAUACAUUCAGACAGGAUUCAGAGUCAGACAUUACGUGUGUCUGUCAUAUGACCACUGCUGACAUUAACCCUUUCCUGUCCCUCUCCCAGACAAGCGGGUGGAGAAAUGGCCGAUGAUGUCGUCACCCGCCCCCACACUGGCCAUCAGCUGCCUGUACUUGCUCUUCCUUUGGGUGGGGCCUAAGUACAUGCAGAAUCGAGAGCCUUUCGAGCUAAGGAAGACCCUCAUAGUUUACAACUUCAGUAUGGUGAUACUCAACUUUUACAUCGCCAAAGAGGUAACCAGCUCCAUUCCUUUUACACCAAAAGUAAUUAAUGGCAUGUUCCAUUUCUUUUCAGGCCAUUGUCUAUUUGGUUCCCAGUCCCUGUCCCUUCAGUGUCUACAGAUUGGAAACGGCUUCCACUGGGCACAUACUGAUUGAAUCAACAUUGUUUCCACAUCAUUUCAACAAAAUUACAUUGAACCAACGUGGAAUUGACGUCUGUGCCCAGUAGGUUGAUAGUUGAUAGCAAUAUGACCCCUGCUUUAGGUUAAUCUGUUGUUGGGCAAGGUUGAGCCAUCACCGAAUGGCUGAUGUAGCAUGCCAUGUACCAACCCUGCCUGAAUUCAAUACUCCCCUACCAUACCUACAGUAGCACUGCACCUGUCAACCAUCCACUACAGUUACAUCUAUAUAGUCCUUUUAGACCUGUAGACUCAGAGGAAAUAGGGUCUAGGGCACAACUCCAGUCCUCGAUAGCUGCAGUGAUGCUGGUUUUCAUUUCUCCCUGGCAAUUGCUUCCACACCCCCGGUCCCCCAGGUGUAAAUUGGUCUCUGUGGCCCUUGAGGACUGGUGGUGUGUAUCCAUUGUAUAGAGCCUUUUGUAGGCCCGUGGAUCAAUUAACAAAACUCAGUCGGGGUGUUGUUACUGUUGAGCGUUAGAAUAGUAGAAUACACAAGGUGCAAUUUCGAAAUGUGGUUAUGCAUCAUAAUUUUUUCUCUUGUUAUGUCAGUCACUGACAGUCCCUCAAUUAGCCCAUGUCAUUUUUUAGAUUGGUAAAUUAGUCUUGCCAGCUAUCUAAACUUGUAAUAUUUAUGGUUGAAUUACCGACCAGGGGGCCCCCAUUGAUUUUGUUAGUCACUCUCACUCAGAUAUCAUAUUAAAAAAUGCUAACAUUUCUCUCCACCCUAUGACAAAAUGUGUAGAAUUGCAAGAAAUUAGCUGUAAAACUGCACAUUGUUCUCUCCGCCCCAUGGCAGAAUUAGAAGAAUUUGCAUAAAAUUAGUUAUAAAAUUACAAAAUCUUCUCUCCACAACAUGGCAACAACAACAUUUCACUUAGGUCCCUCAAAAGGCUAGGGCCGGCUCAGACCUGCAUGUGUGGGUAUGGAUGUCGAUACGGCGCAGACCCGUGAGCCACUGCGGCCCCUCAUGUGGUCCUCUGUAGCUCAAUUGGUAGAGCAUGGUGCUUGUAACGCCAGGGUAGUGGGUUCGGUCCCCGGGACCACCCAUACGUAAAAAUGUAUGCACACAUGACUGUAAGUCGCUUUGGAUAAAAGCGUCUGCUAAAUGGCAUAUUAUAAAUGGCAUAUUAUGAUGAGUUCAGAUUUUUUGUGGCCCCCACCCCAAUCAAAGUUGCACAUUCCUGGUCUAGAGGAAAGGGACUAUCCCUAACAUUGUGUUCCUAAUGUUGUGUCCCUAACAUUGUAUCUCUGUGGUCCUCAGCUCCUCCUGGGUGCAAGAGCAGCGGGGUACAGCUACCUAUGUCAACCUGUCAGCUACUCCAACGACGUCAACGAAGUCAGGGUGAGCAAACAUGACACACUACACUAUUUUUCUAUCAGUUUGAUGAAAAGGCCAAGAGCUACAGCUUGUCUGGUCAUUCUGUUCAUAAGCCAGCAAAGACUGGACAUGUUAGCCUUCCAGCCUUCUAAUUGAUACAGGUUGGGACUCCUGUAUUUGAGGUGUAGAGUGAGGUCAAGCUUUAGCAGCAUGUGGUUCUGUGUAAAUCUAAGCAGCCGUACUGUAAUCCUAUUGUUAGUUUAAGUAGACUAUCACUCUAUUUGUGUGUGUGUGUGUGUGUGUGUGUGUAUGUGUGUGUGUGUGUGUGUGUGGGGGGGGGGGGGGGGGGGGGGUGGGUGUGUGUGUAAGAGAUAGAGAGAGGGAGAGGAGGAGAAUGUCAGAGAUAGAUCUAUGGUGAUUCCAGGAUGGAGGGGGCGUGACCUUUAGCAUAAAGGGGAGGAGUUAUUAGGUCUCACCACUUCUGAACCCGCCCAUAGCAUGAUGGCAUUACUGAGGGAUAAGAGUGACACACUCAGGGCACUGUGGCACACAGCUUCUCUCUCUCUCUCUCUCUCUCUCUCUCUCUCUCUCUCUCUCUCUCUCUCUCUCUCUCUCUCUCUCUCUCUCUCUCUCUCUCUCUCGCUCUCUCUCUCUCGCUCUCUCGCUCUUUCUGUCUCUCUCUCUUUCUCUCUGUGUGUGUGUGUGUGUGUGUGUGUGUGUGUAGCAAAUACAAAGGGAUACGAGAGAGAGAGUAUGUUGGUGGGGGUUGGGAAUGGAUAUGGACAGGCUACUUUGUCCAGUUGUAGUCUGACAUACAAGAGGUUGAGCUCUACUUUUCUUAUAGGCUUGGGAACAAGCCAGCAACAACCCUAAUACAACAGCUAUCCUCAUGUAUUAGCGCUUAUUGUACCAUCCCCUUAAAAAAAAACUUUCUCUACCAGACCACAGGCUAACCUGCCAUGUAAUUUACCAAUGCCCCUUUCACGGUCAUCACGAUCCCCUAUGGACAGAGUUGACCCUAACAUUAUUGACUCUGACCUUAGAUUUACAGAGAUGAUCCAGGUGAAGUUAUCUUUGAUCUUGAUCAGGAUCCAAUUGAACCUUACAUCCCAACUUCAGUGACUUCAAUAGAUUCAAUAAUUGCAAUAAAAUGUGUUUGUGCGUGUGAGGGUGUGUCCUUGAUGCAUACAUGUGUGGAUGAUGCAUGAUAAUGAGUGUGUGUGUGAAAAACAAGGUGACUAGCGUUUGUUAUCCAUAAUCCCAACCCAGUGGAAUCCAUAAAAUCCUUUAGAAUCCUCUUUAAAGCGUUUCAGGAAAUUGGGAAUCUUCAUUGUCUUUGAGUUGAGCAGCAAUGAUCUUGUACAGUUGAAGUUUACAUACACUUAGGUUGGAGUCAUUAAAACUUGUUUUUCAACCACUCCACAAAUUUCUUGUUAACAAACUAUAGUUUUGGCAAGUCGGUUAGGACAUCUACUUUGUGCAUGACACAAGUCAUUUUUCCAACAAUUGUUUACACACAGAUUAUUUCACUUAUAAUUCACUGUAUCACAAUUCCAGUGGGUCAGAAGUUUACAUACACUAAGUUGACUGUGCCUUUAAACAGCUUGGAAAAUUCCAGAAAAUGAUGUCAUGACUUUAGAAGCUUCUGAUAGGCUAAUUGACAUAAUUUGAGACCUUAUAGAGUUGAAUCCAAGAUGGCGAAGUAGUGCAGUUCUGUUUUUGUCGUGUGUCUGUAAAUAGCCUGUAAAUACCCUGUUUUUGUUGUAUUUUUCGUACAUAUUUCCCUAUCAGACGUUUCAUUCUUCUACAAAAUAUACUUUCCUGCAACCCGCCUCACUCAAUGUGGAACGGAUUCUAUUAUUGACUUACCUUUUAUCUAGAAUCUCCAGUUGAAACUAGCUAGCCAGCUAACUAGCUACUUGUUAUUAGCCACAGUUAGCUGUAUUUCACCCAGAACAUUGUUUUUUUUUCUGCGGGAUUAAUUUAAUCACUGGAUAUUAAUCACCGGAUAUUCGGCCAGUCUGCACAGCGCGUUAUCGACCCAGAACAUAUCAGUUUUUCUGCCGGAAUCACUGAAUCACUGGACCUUUAACUCCGGAUUCAUCGCUACCAGCUAGCUGCAACUAUAUGGACGCUGUGGUCUGGCUAAUCAUCCUGAGCUAGGCCCAUCUCCCGGCUAUCUACCUCUCUGUCAACCGGACGGGACCACCUAGUGUUGACACGGAGCCCCGCCGAUCCUACACGACUGGUCUGCCGAUGAAAUCGUCUGAUGUGGUUACAACGUCGACCACGAAGAUUCCAUCUGCUAGCCCCGGCCCGCUAGCACACGCUAGCCGUGGCCUCUUACUCGCUAGUGCUUUAGCAGCCUCCGAACUAUCCUAUUGCUGUUCACCGGACCUUAUGAUAACUCAGCUAUACAGCUGAUGUCUGCUGGACUGUUCCUUUUUACGGUACUACAUCCUGUUUAUGUUUAGCCUCAGCCCAAACAUGGUUAGCUUAUUGUUGUUUCGGUUAUUUCUAAUUGUACUAUUUCACUGUAGAUCCCCCAGCCCAGCUAAACCUGCCUUAGAUAGCUCCUUUGUCCCACCCCCCAUACACGCGGAGACCGACUCAAUUGGUGCCUCUAGUGAUACUAUCACUUUCAUUGUUACCCAACGCUUAGGUUUACCUCCACUUUACUCAUAUCCUUCCAUAUCCUUGUCUGUACAUAAUGCCCUGAAUCUUUUCUACAACACCCGGAAAUCUGCCCCCUUUAUUCUAUGUACCCAACGUACUAGAAGACCAGUUCUUAAAGCCUUUAGCCGUAUCCUUAUUCUAGUCCUCCUCUGUUCCUCUGGUGAUGUAGAGGCUAACCCAGGCCCUGCAGCCCUCAGUAUCACUCCUACUCCCCAGGCGCUAUCAUUUGCUGACUUCUGUAAUCGCAAAAGUCUUGGUUUCUUGCACGUAAAUAUCAGAAGUCUACUUCCUAAGUUUGAGUUAUUCACUGCGUUAGCACACUCCGCCAACCCUGGUGUUCUAGCAGUGUCUGAAUCCUGGCUCAGGAAGGCCACCAAAAAUUCUGAAAUUUCCAUCCCCAACUAUAACAUUUUCCGUCUAGAUAGAACUGCCAAAGGGGGUGGAGUUGCAAUCUACUGUAGAGAUAGCCUGCAGAGUUAUAUCAUACUAUCCAGGUCUGUGCCCAAACAGUUUGAGCUUCUACUUCUAAAAAUCCACCUUUCCAGAAAUAAGUCUCUCACUGUUGCCGCUUGCUACAGACCCCCCUCAGCCCCCAGCUGUGCCCUGGACACCAUAUGUGAAUUGAUUGCCCCCCAUUUAUCCUCAGAGUUCGUACUGCUUGGUGACCUAAAUUGGGAUAUGCUUAAUACCCCGGCCAUCCUACAAUCCAAACUAGAUGCCCUCAACCUCACGCAAAUUAUCAACGAACCUACCAGGUACAACCCUAAAUCCGUAAACAUGGGUACCCUCAUAGAUAUCAUCCUGACUAACAUACCCUCUAAAUACACCUCAGCUGUCUUCAACCAGGAUCUCAGCGCUCACUGCCUUAUUGCCUGCGUAACGGGUCCGCGGUCAAACGACCACCCCUCAUCACUGUCAAACGCUCCCUAAAACACUUUAGCGAGCAGGCCUUCCUAAUUGACCUGGCCCAGGUAUCCUGGAUGGAUAUAGAUCUCAUUCCGUCAGUAGAGGAUGCCUGGUUGUUCCUUAAAAGUAAUUUCCUCUCAAUCUUAAAUAAACAUGCCCCAUUCAAAAAAUACAGAACUAAGAACCGAUAUAGCCCCUGGUUCUCCUCAGACUUGACUGCCCUUGACCAGCACAAAAACAUCCUGUGGCGUACUGCAUUAGCAUCAAAUAGCCCCCGCGAUAUGCAACUUUUCAGGGAAGUUAGGAAUCAAUAUACACAAGCAGUCAGGAAAGCAAAAGCUAACUUUUUCAAACAGAAAUUUGCAUCCUGUAGCACUAACUCCAAAAAGUUUUGGGACACUGUAAAGUCCAUGGAGAAUAAGAGCACUUCCUCCCAGUUGCCCACUGCACUGAGGCUAGGAAACACUAUCACCACCGAUAAAUCUACAAUAAUUGAGAAUUUCAACAAGCAUUUUGCUACAGCUGGCCAUGCUUUCCAUCAGGCUACCACUACCCUGGCCACCAACUAUGCACCCUCCGUUGCAACUUGCCCAUGCCCCCCCCCCCCCCCCCCCCCCCCCCGCUUCUCCUUCACACAAAUUCAGACAGCUGACGUUUUGAAAGAGCUGCAAAAUCUGGACCCCUACAAAUCAGCUGGGCUAGACAAUCUGGACCCUUUCUUUCUAAAACUAGCCGCCGAAAUUGUCGCAACCCCUAUUACUAGUCUGUUCAACCUCUCUUUCAUAAAGUCUGAGAUCCCCAGAGAUUGGAAAGCUGCCGCGGUCAUCCCCCUCUUCAAAGGGGGUGACACUCUAGAUCCAAACUGCUACAGACCUAUAUCCAUCCUGCCCUGCCUUUCGAAAGUAUUUGAAAGCCAAGUUAACAAACAGAUCACCGACCAUUUCGAAUACCACCGUACCUUCUCCGCUAUGGAAUCCGGUUUCCGAGCUGGUCAUGGGUGCACUUCAGCCACGCUCAAGAUCCUAAACGAUAUUAUAACCGCGAUUGAUAAUAGACAGUACUGUGCAGCCGUCUUCAUCGACCUGGCCAAGGCUUUCGACUCUGUCAACCACCGCAUUCUUAUUGGCAGACUAAAUAGCCUUGGUUUCUCAAAUGACUGCCUCGCCUGGUUCACCAACUACUUCUCAGAUAGAGUUCAGUGUGUCAAAUCGGAGGGCCUGUUGUCUGGACCUAUGGCAGUCUCUAUGGGGGUGCCACAGGGUUCAAUUCUUGGGCCGACACUUUUCUCCGUGUAUAUCAAUGAUGUCGCUCUUGCUGCUGGUGACUCUCAGAUCCACCUCUACGCAGACGACACCAUUUUGUAUACAUCUGGCCCUUCAUUGGACACUGUGUUAACAAGCCUCCAAACGAGCUUCAAUGCCAUACAACACUCCUUCAGUAGCCUCCAACUGCUCUUAAACACUAGUAAAACUAAAUGCAUGCUUUUCAAUCGAACGCUGCUGGCUGGUUCAUCCUUGGGAGCAAUUCCAAAUGCCUGAAGAUACCACGUUCAUCUGUACAAACAAUAGUACACAAGUAUAAACACCAUGGGACCACGCAGCCAUCAUACCGCUCAGGAAGGAGACGCGUUCUGUCUCCUAGAGAUUAACGUACUUUGGUGCGAAAGCUAAUCAAUCCCAGAACAACAGCAAAGGACCUUGUGAAGAUGCUGGAGGAAAUAGCUACAAAAGUAUCUAUAUCCACAGUAAAACUAGUCCUAUAUCGACAUAACCUGAAAGGCCAGAAGGAAGAAGCCACUGCUCCAAAACCGCCAUAAAAAAGCCAGACUACGGUUUGCAACUGCACAUGGGGACAAAGAUCGUACUUUUUGGAGAAAUGUCCUCUGGUCUGAUGAAACAAAAAUAUAACUGUUUGGCCAUAAUGAACAUUGUUAUGUUUGGAGGAAAAAGGGGUCAGCUUGCAAGCCGAAGAACACCAUCCCAACCGUGAAGCACGGGGGUGGUAGCAUCAUGCUGUGUGGGUGCUUUGCUGCUGGAGGGACUGGUGCACUUCACAAAAUAGAUGGCAUCAUGAGGAAGGAAAAUUAUGUGGAUAUAUUGAAGCAACAUCUCAAGACAUCAGUCAGGAAGUUAAAGCUUGGUCGCAAAUGAGUCUUCCAAAUGGACAAUGACCCCAAGCAUAGUUGUGGCAAAAUGGCUUAAGGACAACAAAGUCAAGAUAUUGGAGUGGCCAUCACAAAGCCCUGACCUCAUUCCUAUAGAAAAUGAAAAAGUGUGUGCGAGCAAGGAGGCCUACAAACCUGACUCAGUUACACCAGCUCUGUCAGUAGGAAUGGGCCAAAAUUCACCCAACUUAUUGUGGGAAGCUUGUGGAAGGCUACCCGAAACAUUUGACCCAAGUUAAACAAUUUAAAGGCAAUGCUACCAAAUACUAAUUGAGUGUAUGUAAACUUCUGACCUACUGGGAAUGUGAUGAAAGAAAUAAAAGCUGAAAUAAAUAAUUCUCUCUACUAUUAUUCAGACAUUUCACAUUCUUAAAAUAAAUGUGUGAUCCUAACUGACCUAAGACAGGGAAUUUUUACUAGGAUUAAAUGUCAGAAAUUGUGAAAAACUAAGUUUAAAUGUAUUUGGCUAAGGUGUAUGUAAACUUCCGACUUCAACUGUAUAUGUUGAGAUAGCUCACUGCCUCCCUCUUCCCGUUGGCAGAUAGCGUCUGCUCUGUGGUGGUACUACAUCUCUAAGGGAGUGGAGUAUCUGGACACAGUGUUCUUCAUCCUGAGGAAGAAGUUUAACCAGGUCAGCUUCCUCCAUGUCUACCAUCACUGCACCAUGUUCAUCCUCUGGUGGAUCGGAAUCAAGUGGGUCCCUGGUGGACAGUGUAAGUACCUAGGGGUACAUUGGGGUUGUGUGUGUGUGUGUGUGUGUGUGUGUGUGUGUGUGUGUGUGUGUGUGUGUGUCUGUGUGAAGACAUUUUCCCACCUGGAUAAUCUCUCCCCAGCACUGUUAUACUGUUCUGACAGGGGUGAUGACAUAACAUGCUAACAUGCACUCAUAAGCAGUCUGACCUGUAUCCCCUCUGAACUACCUUUAACCUAUAUCCCCCUCACAGCAUUCUUCGGAGCAGGCAUAAAUUCAUCCAUCCAUGUCCUGAUGUAUGGAUACUAUGGCCUGGCCGCUUUCGGACCCAAGAUCCAGAAAUUCCUCUGGUGGAAGAAAUACCUGACCAUCAUUCAGAUGGUAAGUCUCCCUCUUACUGUGGCCAUAGCACAGCUGUUCGGGUAGUGUGUGAUUGAUACUGAAACACAUCUUUGCAUGUCAAAAUAUAUUUAAUUGUUUGGAGUGUGCAGUCUGACUCAUUGAUCAGGGAUUAUGUUGGGAUUAUUACAUUCAGAUUAAGCAUGUCAGUUAAGCAUGGGUUUUGUGUACGUCACAGAUCCAGUUCCAUGUGACCAUUGGCCAUGCCGGCUACUCCCUCUACACUGGCUGCCCAUUCCCUGCCUGGAUGCAGUGGGCCCUGAUUGGCUACGCUGUCACCUUCAUCAUCCUAUUCGGCAACUUCUACUACCAGACCUACCGACGCACCCCACGCUACGCCAACAAGGCGGCCAAGUCCGUCACCAAUGGCAUCUCCACAGCAACCAACGGCUACAACAAGUUAGAGGAGGUAGAGGAGAACGGGAAGAAGCAGCAGAAAAAGGGAAGAGCGAAGAAGGAGUGAGGAGGAGGAGGAGGAGAGGACGGAGGGAGCCUCUGUCAGACCAACUGGAGGACCGUGGGGUGAAAGGGAAGGGGAGGAAGGGGGGGUCAGGGGUGAAAGUUCAAAAGGCAGAUGGGAUUCCACCACACCCCUGCCCAUGCAGGAUGUUUCGAGGAUGUGAAUUGUGACCAACUUGUGCUGGUGAAGGUGUGGGUGUGGGUGUGGGUGUGGGUGUGGGUGUGUGUGUGUGUGUGUGUGUGUGUUUGUGUUUGUGUGUGUGGGCAUGGGAGUUUGGUGAGGUUUGGGUGUGGAGGGAUGGGGGUGGGAGGAGGGGGUUGGUUGUUUAUAUAGUAGUUCUUUUUUUACAACAAAAGAAAAUCGCUGCUCUUCAUGUGCUCUGUCUCUUUACUUUGGGGUCCUGGUCGAAGAUAGGACCGCAAAAAGACCUCAACACAACCACAGGGACCACAGGGACUCAGCAGCCACAGUGUUUCCAACCAAAACUCAACCCAUUUUGUACUUUUCUUUGUUUAACUAAAUGCUGAUGUAGUGAUACAAAUGCUUAUUUAUUUUGUAGCAUUUUAAAUUAAAUUCUAUAAAUUAAGUUAUUUCUGUGGAAGAACCUUCCAGAAAUGUGUACCAAAGAAGGUUUAUUUUGCAUUGGGCGAUGAGUAAGCAAAAUAUUGGUGGAACCAAGUUGUUUUACAGUACAGGAUCUGUUCUCAAUUCAAUUUUUUUUCCUCUCUAAGUGUCUCAGACACAAUUGUGUCAGUACUUAAGUACUGGUCUACCUGUCAACCUGGAACACAGACUAACUGCAAGCCCCCUCUGCCAUACACACAUGCCCUAACGUACAUAAUAUACACAAACAUACACAUUCCUGGAAUGUGUGUCUGUACGAGAGAUUGAGGGAACGAUGUGCACUUUGAAUGCAUGGUAGUGAAUCUAUAGGGAGUUUGGGUGAGUAGUCAUAUGUGCAAAUUGUUAGUGUAACAUUAUGGAGUUUGGGUGGGUAACAUACUGUACAUGCAAGUUGGCUGACAAACACCUUUACUGCUAACUGAGUGUUUAUCUAUUUGUUUGGUUAUUAAAUUGGUCCUGUGCAUUGAUAUUGUUAUUUUUGUUGUUGUUGUGGAUCUCAUGGAUUUUCUGCAUCAUUUUCCUAAUUUUGUGCUGUGUAAUGUAGCUACUGUGCAACUGAGAAACAUGUCUAACUCAAGACAACCAAACAGGACUGAGGGGGAAAGGGAUAUCUCAUCUCAAAGGGCUUUUUAAAAAACAGUAUAUUCAUUAUUA
Coregonus sp. 'balchen' is the source of this 17417-nucleotide messenger RNA. NCBI's taxonomy places the organism in Eukaryota, Metazoa, Chordata, Actinopteri, Salmoniformes, Salmonidae. The record is from the annotation of a GenBank genome assembly.